This is a messenger RNA of Monascus purpureus, 685 nucleotides long. The record is from the annotation of a GenBank genome assembly. Lineage: Eukaryota; Fungi; Ascomycota; Eurotiomycetes; Eurotiales; Aspergillaceae.
AUUUAACCUCGGUAUCGCCCGGAUUGGCCUUGUUUUGUUGGCGGCACCUAUUGAAGAUGAUAGAUAAGCAAGCCCUCUCAAGUCUCAACAAUUGAUUCCUCAUAAACAAUCCCCAGGACGAUGAAGAGUCGUACAUCCAACGGACUUACGUCUGACAACGUAAAUCGCCAUCCGGGCAGAAUUAAAUACGAAAAGCCGUCCUGUUCACCCGGAUCAAAGAUUUGGAUCUGAUGAGACCUCGUUACAAUCUAAACCCCCCCCCCGAUUUACAUUUUACAGGCGGCGCUGUGCUUUCACAGCUGCGGACCCUGAGCUGAAUCCUGCAGACCGGCCAUGAACGCAUGGCGCAGUUCGGUGCAGCAAACCAUAAAGAUUGACUGGGGGUCCGAUUCCCGAUCCUCUUCUCUGCAGACAGCCUCCGGAGAGCGAAUGCUCGGAACACAACGGUCUCUCCAGGUGCUAGCCCUAAAAGUCACGGCGGCAGAUAAGAUACUGUCGUGCCUGCGGCGGACACCUCAUUCAGGAGACGGGGACGACAACAAUGAGACAAUGGCAUUUAUUACUCUCUUGGCCUUGAGAGCAUGGCCAGAGACGCUGCACUGGCUGCGUCCCCCUGCUGCCUCAUGGGCGAUUCCAGCUGCAGGCUCGUGUGAGAUUUUAGAACCGUUCGCAUAAUAGUGUGGAU